ACCGGUAGUCAGUGUCAAGUGUAAUCUUAUAGCGAAAAGUCGCCACUCGAAAAGAAUACCAGCCGAAAAUAAUAAAAGUGCAAUAAACUGGGAUUACUCUGCACCUGCGAUUGGUGAAUCGCAAUCAGUUGGAAAAUGGUCUACGAUAUGACGCAUAUGGCGGCGGGUCCGCCGCAGAGCAUCUCCCUGAGCCGCUACUACCUGGCCGAGGAGGACGAAAUGGUGGUGGGCGCCAAUAAUCCCCACCUGAUUAGCGAGGACUAUGCCGCCAGCACCACCCUGGACAUUGACAAGAGAUUCCAGGCCCGAAUGGCCUGCGAAACAGCCGCCCAACCGGCCCCACCGCCACCACCCACGCCGGCACCCCGUCGCCGGACCACUCCCAUCGCCCAUCUGGAUCCCUCGGAGCUGGUUGGGUUGUCGCGGGAGGAGCGACGUCGCCGGCGUCGUGCCACACUGAAGUACAGGACGGCCCAUGCCACACGGGAGCGGAUCCGGGUGGAGGCCUUCAAUGUGUCCUUCGCGGAGUUGAGGAAACUGCUGCCCACUUUGCCGCCGGACAAGAAGCUCUCCAAGAUCGAGAUCCUCAAGCUGGCCAUCUGCUACAUUGCCUAUUUGAAUCAUGUGCUGGAGACACCCUGAGACAACGCCGGCGGAUCCAGCUCCAUAUCCAGUUCCAUCUCGACCGGAUCCGGUUUCGCCACCAGCUGUAUCUUCAACGAGGCCAACUUCUUUGCACCGCCGUAGGAUGGACUUCAGGGGCAGGGCCAAAAAAUAUAUUUAUUUAUAACUUGUUUUUUAAAUUAAUAUUUAUUGGUUUUAAAAAAACUUUUUUUUAAAAGGGUUUUCCAAGAAAACAAAAAGUAAGAAAACUAGUUUUAAAGUUUAGACUGUUUUUAUUUUUUAUUUUUUAAAACGUAUAUUUUAGUAACUUUAUUACAAAAAAUACUAUAAAUUAUAAUUUUAAAUGUUGGAUAUUUUUUAUAUUUUUAAUCCAUUUAUUUGGGUUUAAUUUUGUAAAAAGGAAGGAAAGAGAUUUAAAACCAAAGCUUGAAGCCCAAAAAGUAGGCAACAUAAAAAUUUAAAAAUGUAAUAUUUAAAAAUAUCAUUGUUUUUCCAAAACAAAAAGUCUAAAAUAUUAAGAAAACAUAUAAAAAUAAUUAGAAAAGUAUUACAGAAUAUUUCCACAAAUAUUUAAAGAUAAAAUUUAACCAAAAUAAUAAUUAGGAGACAAAAACUAGUAAUUAAAAAAAGUAAUUUUUUUUUAGCCACUAAGUCGUGAUAUUUGUUUAUACUCUAACUGUACUUUGUAUGUGAGAAUGUGCGUGAGUGUCUCUAUAUAUGUGUGUGUGUGUGUGUGUGAGGCAGUCAAAUAAUAA
Drosophila ananassae is the source of this 1379-nucleotide messenger RNA. It is a transcript of the gene HLH4C, whose product is annotated as helix-loop-helix protein 1. The transcript has 2 exons. Gene Ontology annotation, biological process: regulation of transcription by RNA polymerase II. The coding region runs from base 136 to 642 and encodes 168 amino acids. Gene Ontology annotation, molecular function: RNA polymerase II cis-regulatory region sequence-specific DNA binding; protein dimerization activity; DNA-binding transcription factor activity, RNA polymerase II-specific. The record is from RefSeq and is a predicted model, not a curated record. Lineage: Eukaryota; Metazoa; Arthropoda; Insecta; Diptera; Drosophilidae.